Molecule: messenger RNA, 1062 nt
Organism: Toxorhynchites rutilus septentrionalis
Lineage: Eukaryota; Metazoa; Arthropoda; Insecta; Diptera; Culicidae
Product: leucine-rich repeat-containing protein 59
Exons: 4
Coding region: 151-1011 (286 amino acids)
Molecular function (GO): protein binding
Source: RefSeq, a predicted model, not a curated record
CGAACGGAUCACUGGUAGCCACACACACACUAUUGCAUUAUCUCAAUAACGACACCGCUCAACCUGAUGGCACUUGCACGUUACAGUCAACAGCAAACUUCUGCUUCGAUGCGUUUUUGAGAUUGCAGAACUCGUAGAGAACCAAAUAAAAUGUCUAAACGAUCCAAAAAUAAAGUUGAACAAGAUAAAAUUAAUGUACGAGAGAGAUUAACUGAUAAUGUGUUGGAUUUAAGCCUGAUGAAUAUAUCGAUCAUCCCUGUAGCCGAUAUUAAAACCUUAAAACGCGCCACAAUACUGGAUCUGUCAAACAAUAUUAUUACAUCUAUAAAUGUGGAUUUUACACAACUGGUUCAAUUAACAAAACUUGAUUUGAGCAAAAAUAAGAUAAAAUUGAUAACAGAUGAAUUCGGAAAUCUCGCAAAUCUUCGUCAUCUGGAUUUGUAUAAUAAUCAGAUCGAACGUCUUCCGCUAAGUUUUGGUCGGUUAAAAAAGCUGAGGUACCUUGAUCUCAAAAACAAUCCACUGAAUCCAGGAUUCUCUAAAAUUAUUGGAACAUGUUCAGAUCAAAAGGAUUGCAUAGAAGCAGCGCGAAAAGCUGUCUCGUUUAUGGCCGAUAUUGAAAAACAGGUUCUUGAAGAAAGACGCAAAGAACGGGAACUGAAAAUAUUGGAAAUGAAUCAACUGCAAGAGAAAAUACAGGAGAUAGCGCACAAUGAUAAAGCCCAUGUCGACAAAAAACGGAAAAAUAAAAAAUCUAAAGUUAAAAACAAUGAAACAGGUAGUGAUAAGGAUAAUUCGAACCCGAAACAGAAAGGUGUUCACGAAACUACAGACAUUCUCAAUACUAGUCAUGUACUGAAGAAGGAGAAAUGUGUAGCUAAAAUGAAAAUUGUACUGGGAUUGUUCUUUGUUGUUGUACUAAUUAUUGGAAUCAUAUGUGCGAUAGAACCGAACAUAAAAAACUAUUUCAACGAGCCGUAUUCGGAGAUUCUAGAAGAAUAUAUAAAAUAGACAAUUAUGUACAAAACUAUGUGAAAAUAUACGAAUUUUUUUCAUAGAUAA